This is a messenger RNA of Fonsecaea pedrosoi CBS 271.37, 681 nucleotides long. RefSeq lists its product as uncharacterized. The record is from RefSeq and is a predicted model, not a curated record. Gene Ontology annotation, molecular function: oxidoreductase activity. NCBI's taxonomy places the organism in Eukaryota, Fungi, Ascomycota, Eurotiomycetes, Chaetothyriales, Herpotrichiellaceae. The transcript is spliced from 3 exons. The coding region runs from base 1 to 681 and encodes 226 amino acids.
AUGGGCCUCGAGAUAGCGAGAUUGCUUGCAUCCCGCGGUGCGACAAUCUCGCUUGCUGAUAUCAACGAGGAGGGCCUAGAGAAGGCGGUCAAGUCUCUGCAGGGUAAUGGGAAGCACAUCUACACAAAAGUGGACGUGACUCAGAGCGCAAGCGUGGAUGCCUGGAUUAAAAGGACUGUUGAAGAGUUGGGCAAGAUCGACGGCGCGGCCAACAUGGCUGGCAUUCUUACUGACCCCAAGCCUGUCACCGACAGCGAUGAUGACGCCUGGGAAAGAACGUUUGCUGUCAACACGCGAGGCGUCUUCAAUUGCAUCAGGGCUGAGCUGAGGGCAAUGAAGGACGGUUCUAGCAUUGUCUCGGCCGCCAGCGUUUGGGGCCAAUUCGGUGCGCCUGGCAAUGCCGCGUACUGUGCAAGUAAAGCCGCUGUCAUUGGGCUUACGAGGACUGCGGCCAAGGAGAACGAGAAGGUCCGAGUGAACUGCGUGUCGCCAGGAUCUGUCGCCACAGCCAUGUCCGUCCAUGAAGAUCCCGCGGAAGUCAGACAGAGAUUGCAGGUCACGGCUCAGAAGAGGAGAGCCCAACCCAUUGAAAUCGCCUACGUUGUCGCAUUCUUGUUGAGCGACGAGUCGAAGUUCGUUACCGGUGCCGUAUACAAUGCCGACGGUGGCUGGGUCUGUUGA